Lactuca virosa is the source of this 354-nucleotide messenger RNA. NCBI's taxonomy places the organism in Eukaryota, Viridiplantae, Streptophyta, Magnoliopsida, Asterales, Asteraceae. The record is from the annotation of a GenBank genome assembly.
AUGUAUUUGCAAUCGAUUCCAACUUCUUUUUUGAACUGUGGUAGGUGCUUCAAAGCGACACUGAGACAAGGAUGUCAAGAAUGGUCAGUGGAAUUUGAUGACGGGGUGUUUGGUGAUGGUUGGAGUAGGUUUGUGAGAGAGAAUGGAAUGCAAGAGUUUGAUUUUAUUGUGUUCAAUCAUCAAGGAAGCAUGGUGUUUGACUUUUUAGUUUUUGACCAAUCUACAUGUGAAAGACAAUGCCCGAAGUUACUAGACGAAAUGGACGUAGAAGAGCCUCUCUCAGAAUCUGAUACGAUCCGUACACAUAGUAAGCUUUCUAGCAUUGCACGCUACAUUGCAUUAGUUGUACAAUAG